Molecule: messenger RNA, 3108 nt
Organism: Suillus plorans
Lineage: Eukaryota; Fungi; Basidiomycota; Agaricomycetes; Boletales; Suillaceae
Exons: 9
Coding region: 1-3108 (1035 amino acids)
Source: RefSeq, a predicted model, not a curated record
AUGGCAGAUGAAUGCGAGAAGCACGGGCGUGAAGUCAAUGAUGAAUUGUUUGGCAAUGUUGUUGACUUCAGCAAGGCCGAACGAGUUGGGUUUACUCAAGCAUUCAUUAUGUUCUGGACCAAUCGUGAGGAUUCACGUUCUCAGGCUGAACUUGAAGAUGCAGCAGGAGCACUCCUCAAAGGCUGUCAGCAGCAUUACCGGUCUCAGGUCACACGUGUCAAAAAAAUCAGUGGAGUUAUUGACCCUGCCAAAGCGGACAACUUUCAGAGUCGUGCCCUGGCCCUGCUGUUGGUCUUGGAUAUGGACACUUUCAAGCAAAAGGUUGCAUCCCUUUUACGAGACUAUCCCAAGACAAAGCCAUGGCUAGAGUGGUGGCUUCGUGACAGCCAUGCCCAGAUGCUGUUUCCUCCGUUUCAGAAGAUGAAAACGGGUCUAUUCCAGGCAAUGCCAAACUCUACUAAUGCAGAAGAAGCGAUGCAUGCAAAGCUAUAUGCCACAGUUGGCAAGCGCUACAACUUGAUGGAGGGGCUGCUUUGCUUGCAGGUUUUUAUGGAAAGUUUUCAACUACGUGCAGCUGGCCGAAGUGGUAUGUUGUAUAUUCUUCUGAGAACUCAUUCAAAAUCUCGCGACAAGCAACAGGCAUCCAAAGAAGACUUAGAUUCAGAUUCUGACAAUUCGCUCGACUCCAACAUCACUAACCAUCCACUGAGCUCGCGCCCCAGUUAUCCCUGGUCUCAAAACUCAUGUUGGCUUGAUACAUGCCUGGAGCUCAUGUUCAUUACCAUACACCCUCACUUUUAUACUGUCUUCCAGCCACGCUUCCUUGGAAUCCGUGAGGAACAUCCCUUAUGGGCUCUGAAUCAGGUCAUGAAAGUUCAUAUGAGCAUUGAUCAGACAUCUAAUGCAUCUCGUAUCUUGACGACUCAACGUGAUGGGUUCCGCAAGAAUCUGAGGGCCACACGAAUCAUCAAGGAUAUAUCAAGUGCAGACGGAGUAUUUGGCUGGCUAGGAAGGGCAUUCCGACUACUGCUGCAUAAGAUGCCACCUGAAGAGACAUACCUUGCUCGCACUUUCUUCGAGGCACAGAUCAUAGACCUACAAUUUUGCUCUGGUACUUCAGGAGGCCCAAUGCACUGGCAAAUACCACGUCAACCGCACCCAAAGUGUCAUUUUCAGCUUAAUGUCAAACUCUCAGCUCAAUACAAGGGCGAUCUAGCUGCUUGGUUUCGUGAUCUCAUUCGCGUGAACAAGGAGGCCACUUCUAAGACUUAUUGCUGGCGAACUUUGGAUGCACAGGUUUUAUGUGAUGGCUCCCCCAAUUUCAUCACUUUGUAUCUUGGAAUUCCUGUGAUGUUGAUAGUCGAGUUCGGUGAUGUUCUUCAUCACGACAACAAAUGGAACAUUCCCAAGCACAUAAGGCCCCUCACAAAAGAAGCCGAAGAACAGUGUUCCCUCGUUUACGAUGUGGUUGGCCUUGCCUUUUGUGACCCUACACCAAAGCUGGCACACUUUAUUACUCGCUACUCACUGGACGGCAAGAGGGUCUACCAUUACGAUGACCUUUCUCAUGGAGGAUAUGCACAAUUGUUGAAGAAUGCAACUGUCAAGAGCCAUCUUGUGGGCAAUUUGCAUGACAUCCCGGCACCAGGAGGCUUCAAUGUUCAUGGUGUUGUGUAUAGGCUACGUGGUGGCUCUGAUGCGCAGAACUUCUUUGCUGAACAUCAAAUAGCAGCCGCAGAACGUUUGCACCAUGUUCAUGUCGAAUGUGAUCUGCAGUCACCAAGUUCAAUUCCUAUCAUUUCUUUGUCUCGCACUGCAGUGGCUGCUGUUGAUCCAGACAAUCUUAUUUGGCUCAAAAACCCUGCAACUACACAGAAUAUAGAAUACAAGCAGGUGGUAACACUGAACACAGGCAGUAAUUCCAAGAACAAAGCCCCACCCCAACGCCAACGUUCUGGCACAAAAACGAAAAAACUUCGGAUCUUGUCACCGGUAUUGGAAACUGAAGAUCGGCCAUCCAUAAACGAGGGUGAAAAGCCGUCUGACCAGGCCGGUGCAUCUCGCAACGAAGAGGAAUCACUGUCCACAUCCAAGAUAAAGAAACCAUUAGAGCUGGACGACGGAGAGAGUGAAGCAUCUGACUAUACAUUUGAUUGUAGGUGUGGGGCUCUUGGCAAUGGCCAUGAAGUUGCAGGUGAGAGGUGGCCGAGCCAGCAAUCUUCAUCCAAAGGCAGCAUUUUAUUGCGAUGGAUGCUCAACCCAGGAGUCAAAAGUGCCACCUACCCGCAAGAGCAGCAGAAAAGCCACAACAAAGAAGAAACCGACUCCACUUCACACACGUCUGAUUCCUAUGACACUGUUAGCCUCCCUGCUAGUGCACGCAACCGAGUACGCUGGCAGGUGGUCUGGUGGCGCGGUUGCAGAUUCCCAUUAACUUUGGGAUCACCUCCUGGUGAUGUUGAGCAAGGGGAUCUCGUGGAUGAACUUUGGCAGGACCAAGCUAAGAGGCAUGAGAUUUGUCUCGGAGAAUGGAUCCACUCUUGGGAUACCCCUCGCGAAGAAGACUUGAUUCAAAACUUCAUGUCAGCAGAAGUAUCAAAAGAACUGGACGACAUCCUACUACCACAUAUUGCUUCGUUUCAGAAGCUCCUUGACAGUCCAGACUUGAACCAAUAUGGUGCGGAGGCAUACCCUGUGAUAGACUACAUCUUGCGAUCGAAGAAGAAGCCAGAUGGUGUGGGUGCAUACAGCAUACCAUUUUGUGGUGACAUUCCAUCUCACGAGUAUGCCAAAAUUGCACAUUGGUUCUCGGAGAAUGUUCCAGGUGCCUCCGGUCAAGUCGAAAAAUGGCUUGGUGGCAUGCCUUUGGUGCAUGCUUUCACUCUCGUAGUCGCUCAUCGAAAGGCCAGUGAUUUCAAAAAACGCAUUGAAGCUCGAAACGAAGAAUGGAACGAUAGCAUGCUGUUGAAGAUGGCUUGGGCUGAUCUCAUGAUAAGCUAUCCUACCAAUAGCUUUGUGGCUGACGUCAACCUCGAGUGUCUGACCGCACUAGAAGCAAGGAUGUUCGAGGAUUCCGAAGAAGCAGGACCUGCAGGCAACCAGCAAUGA